Molecule: messenger RNA, 5233 nt
Organism: Aethina tumida (small hive beetle)
Lineage: Eukaryota; Metazoa; Arthropoda; Insecta; Coleoptera; Nitidulidae
Gene: tinc
Product: protein tincar
Exons: 12
Coding region: 365-3334 (989 amino acids)
Source: RefSeq, a predicted model, not a curated record
UGUAACGCGUGCAAAAUUUAAUUAAGGGUCACGUUUUACCACUCGAAAUGAUUUGUAGCAAACCAAUGCAGGUACCACAGAAAAGAACAUCUGCUCCUACGUCACGGAUUCAGAGCGUUGGGCGCUAGGUCCGAGGACGUCUUCAGUUCUGGUCCGCACUUCGGCGCAACUGGAAAACGGUGCUCUCCAAUAAUUUAUAGUUCGUGUCGGGUUAUUUCAAAUCGGACUUGUGUACAUAAACGGGCGCUAUUUUCAGUGAUGUGCCACCACAGAUUCCUUAAAGAAAACAACGUGAUAUAUUAAGGUGAACAAAGUGCGUCCGUUAACACCCGACAGGUGUACGUAGUACACCCCAUCCGCGGUGAUGCUGUCAACGCCGGCGACGCCGACCCCCAUCCUCAAGACGAAAUACGACAACAACAAUGAAAUCAACAAGAAACAACACGAACUAACGAUGACGGCUGACGGUGCUAAGACUUACUCGUCGGUCACCUCCUCAAUCAAGUCCUCCGACUCGGUCAAGUCGCUCAAGAGCGGCGGCAAGAAGAAACCGGGAUGCAUCCACCUGAACAAUCUCUGGUCGAUUUGGUACGGGAUAUUCGGGACCGGUUUGCAGGCCUACACCGCCUUCAAAUGCCUCAAAAGGACGCUCGGAUAUUCGUUGCUGGCAUGGCCCGAAGGACUGCCAUUUCUAGAGCUCAAUUGCAGCCUGGGACUUACCGGGGCUGCGUUCCUAUUGUUGCCCGUUUUCCUGGCUGUUGCCGUACUUAAGAUCGGGAAUCUGGCUAACGACGGCUUCAAAUUGGGCCGCCAGAUCAGUACGUGCAGCAAAGACACGGAGGCGGAAGACCCACGCAAAACUGGUUGCGGAUUGUUUCGUUACGGAGGGCCGACCGCCCCUUUCAUUCACAUCGCCAUUUCUUUCUGUCUUCUCGUGCCUAAGCUGCUGAUGGAGGCGAAGCUGAUUGAAGCCGGAUUUUUGAGCCAGGAGUGGAUCUGGCAUACGGACUUGGAUUUCGUUAUCAGGCACAGGGAUCGCUUGGUGGUGCUCAGUUUUAUGCCUUCCAAUUCCAGCAGAUCGGAUUUGAUCAGUCCCAGGACCAGCGCUUUGCACUUUAACAGCGCCCAGGUUACCACCACGGUGAUGAAGACUUUGAAGGAGUAUAUUGGACAUGACAACCAUACUUUGGCGUACGACAGAAACAUGGAUUCAGGUUGGGUAAACUCCAUGAGCAUCGAGUACAUGAAUUUAGCUUUAGGUCUUGUCAUCUAUUCCGUGCGUUAUCCGGCCUUGUUUUGGUCCACCAACAAAUGUCUGGGACUGAUUUUCUCCUUCCAGUUGCUCAUAAACGGCCUGCACACUUUGAUCUCGUUCGCCGGAAUGUCCAUCUUGUACAAGGUUCACAUUGCCGGAGUGUGGAAAUCGUUGCCGCUAUUGAAACACAACGCCCGCAGCGUCUACUCGUUCGGCAAUCCCACGCCGUUCCUGCUCAAUUCGCAGGUCACAUUCGGCAUCUACAUGAUGUCGACCCUGCUGGUGCUCGCCUCAAGUAUUGUCCUCUAUUUCUACGGCCACACGAGGUUCCACGCUUUCCUGGACCAGGAGCGCGAACGUAAGAUUAUCAGCCUAAGGGGCGAGGGAGGCAACAGGUGGGGCUAUUUCACGCACUGUGCCGCUCUCUGUGUCCUCAUAUCGAUCGGCAUCUGCAACGCGCCCCUUCUCCACGACUACACCGUUGUAUACAGGGGAAGUCUUGAUGACAUCACCCUCAUCUGCAUCAUUGCUGGAAUAUUGCAUCUGUUCUUCUGGAUUGUGAUUUGGUUGUUCCUCACCAUCAAACACAAAUGGACCUUCAAACUGAGAAUUACCAUUGCCAGAGCAACAGUGCGAGAAUCCAGAUCAUUGAAACUGGUAACAGACGUCCACUUGGCCAACCAAAGAUGCGAGGACUUGUCGCAACAACCUCUCCUCGUCGUAGGAAACGGUCGAACCUACAGUGUGACCGACAAUUCCCCCAAACGGGCCAUAAUGUCCGUAGUCCAAAAAGCAGCUCUUUCUAAAAAAUCUCAAAGUAACGGUUCCAUAACAGCAAACUCCAAUGACGACGACUCUGAAGAACAGAUUUAUUGGCUAAGACCCGCUCUGGCACCUCAACAAUGUUCACCAGAUGGCCACAAGUACUUCUGCUGGACCAAGAAGAAGCAGAAGCACAAGGUGACAUUCAAUGACACCACGAGUACGUCAACCAAUCGAAAAGGGAACAGCGUGAAAAGGCGAAGCGUGAUUGGAGGCAUCGACGAACUGGAUGAUGGAGACUAUGCCACUUUAAGAGAAUUACCCUUGAGUCCCCCAACGCAAAGAUUGAGCAACGGAGACGACACUGCCAGUGAAGAAGGAAAGCUUUUGGCUUACGUUCAUGACGAACACGUGACAUACGCUAGUACUAGAGAUUUAGUGCCGCCAACCGCAUCCUACGAAGACACUAGUCCAUUACUCGAGUACGAACCGUCAGUAGUAACAGUACAUAACUCAUUUGACACGCAGAAUACUGGCCCUGCUCCAAGAUGUUUGAGAAGGUCAGACUCUGGGGUACCUCACGAAGAGCCGAUGAGAUCUGAUUCUGUAAGUACUGAAGGUUCACAUUCACCACCAGAGCAACAUGGCAGCAACCACAGUGAAACUUCCAGUGGUAUUCACUCUAAUGAAAGUACUGAUCAUAAAGUUGCUGAAAAAAUUACAGCUGAUUGGAAGUCCCCUCAGCAAGAAGAGUUACCAACAAGUCACACCAGCCCAUUGGUGGAUCACAGCAUGACAGAGAGCCUCUUAGAGGCACCAGAAAGUACGGUGGUAAUCAGACGCAAGUCCAGUCGAAAUUUCACAACAGAAGGCUCAACCAACAAAGUCAUCGACGAAGAUCCCUACGGCAGAGCUACUAACAUGCGCAUGACCUCAUUUACCGACGUCAAUCACGAUUUGCAAAAUAUACAGUCGUCUUCAGCAACAUUGCCGCAUUACCCGACUCAGCCCGUUCAAAAUGUUUAUCCGCACUGCUCCACCAUGCCAUUACCGCACAGCAACGUUCAAAACAAUUCGAAAUUGGGCAACGGGAACAGUUGCAAUGCAGUUGUUUACCCGAGACAACACACAACGCUGCCAACCCACCACAACGGCGUAAAUUUGAUAGCGAAUCCGUUGAUGAACACGCCAUCGACUGCGGCCAGUAAUAAUCCAUAUUUGAAAAGACUGCACCACCCGAAAACCGGGUACGGAAACGAACCAAUUUAUACAAAGAUUAACAGGGCAUCCGGUGAACUCUACCAUUACACCUCUUAAGGUCCUUGUAGGACGAUUUGAGGAAGAUAACUCUUCGAAGAAGAGUGGUUUUUUAUAUGUACCAGUGUACAGGGCGGCCAUUUUUUUUUGGAAAGUUCCAGUUGAGGAACAAUCAAUAAGUGGGAAAGAUGAGAUGAACGAAGUUGAGACUUUUUAAGCAAUAAGUUAACGAAGAGGGAGCAGAAAACAUAAAAUAUGUUGGAAGUAGAGAAAAUAGAAAUUGGCAAAAAAGUGGCCCCCUGAACAAGUUAAUUUGCAUUUCACGCACACAUCAGUUUACCUCUAUUAAAAUAUUUUAUACAUAACGAUAUUUUUAUAUCAUUUAAUCGCAAAAAAAUCAUCCAAAGCAAUGGCGUCCUUAGACACUAUUUUUAUAUUUUAUUAUACCGCGAGUUCUAGUAAUAACAAAGUCAAAAUUGCCAGUUAUUAUCGAAGUAUUAACAUAUCCCAGUGGUACAAAGAAGAAUUCCUCCAAUAAUAUUUUUAUUCCAUCUCCAACUAAACAUAUCUAUCAAAAUUUGUAAAACAUUUAGAGAUCUUCUUUGGACCAUUAAUUGAAUUUUAAAUAGCAGAGCUUGUGGCAUAUUGAAAUUUAGUUUGGAAAACCAAUGCCACAAAAUAUAUACGACCAAUUGCCUUGAAUCACCGCAUCCUUUUAUUUUCAUACAUCGUUUUUAUCGCCAUACGGUUUUAUAAUCAUGUAUGGUUUGGAAACAAUAAUAUUAGGUAAUAUAAUAUUGAAUUGAACUGUCACGUUGUGGUUUUAAUGCACGUGCAGUUCUAUACUUAGAUAACCUUACUAGAAAACUACGUGUCUACUAUACAUACAUAUAUACAAGAAAGUUCAAAUCUAUCCAGUUUUUAAUAAGCUAAAUACUCAUUGCAAGUUAUGGUUGUGAAAUAAAGACAAAUAAUAUGGAAAAUGGAUGAAUGGGAACUCUUACUCUUUAUGUACCUAAUUUCUGCCAGUCACCUCGCUUUAUGUGUACCUUAAUUUUAUCUGCCAUGUAUAUUUUAUGUAUGUCUAGGGCUUGAUCUACCUAUUUUUAACUGGGGACCGUUGGAUUUUGCACCUGACCAAAAACAGGACUCAAAUAAUCCUUCACAUUGUCUAGAUAUUCUAAAAAUUGCGACAAUAAGCAUUUUAUACGAGUACAUCAAAAAAGCAUACAGAAGACUGACACCUAGAGAAAUAUAAAUCUUACCAUCCCCAGUCGAAUUUGACCAACCGUUUUUGGGUUCGCCAUUGUAGUUAAAAAAAAAGUCAUAUCACACUAUCCAUCUGGGAACAUUUCACCUUCUCUUCAAAAUAUACGCAUACAAUAAUAUACAUUGUCAGUAAUAGUGUUUAGGGGUAGCUUUUCUAUAUUGGUACAUACAUUAAUUGUGGUAGAAUUUACACCAUUGGAUUGAAACAGUUAAAAUUGUUUUGGUCCAAUUUUGUAAUAUAGUAGAUAUAAAUAUUAAACUAUUGUAUUGAUAUGAUAUACAUACAUAUAAGGCAAGUUAAUAUAAUAUCUAAUGAUUGUGAUGCUCACAAGUUAUGUAUUAUUAAGUAGGCAUAAUUUUACCCCACUUAUAACUUAUUUCAGUACUCAAAGUUCCAUUGAACGGUUCUUGAAAUAAGUUAUAUGUUUGGGUACACAUCUUUUAUAGAAGAAUAUAUUUUAUCAGUAUUUGGUGCAAGUAUUAUUUAUGUGGUUACACGGAACAAGUAUUGAAGUACUUUUCUUGUGCGUUGUUGAUUUACUUAUGUACAUUGUUAGUUUUUUACACUUUUCUAGUCAUUCAAAGGCGCAAGACCUUUUUACAUUUAAUAUAUUUGUUCAUUUUUAUACAGAAAUCAUACGUCACAUACAAGUUGAUUUUAUAGGUUGCAUCACAAAAUAAACUAUUGAA